Molecule: messenger RNA, 2078 nt
Organism: Lethenteron reissneri (Far Eastern brook lamprey)
Lineage: Eukaryota; Metazoa; Chordata; Hyperoartia; Petromyzontiformes; Petromyzontidae
Gene: ORC5
Product: origin recognition complex subunit 5
Biological process (GO): DNA replication initiation; DNA replication
Cellular component (GO): nucleus; nuclear origin of replication recognition complex
Molecular function (GO): DNA replication origin binding
Source: RefSeq, a predicted model, not a curated record
CCCCCACCAGUUUGUCGGCGGUAUCGUUGCAGAAAUGUGACCGUGCCGUAGCGUCACAGCUAAUUUACUUUCGGUAAGAAUAAUAAACGUGAGUGAUAUUAACGUUAUCGCGAUAAUAGCAACUCUGACCACCACCCACCCCCCACGGCGAGAAAGGCUGCGGGGAGAGGCGACCGCCGUGGCUCAGGAGCCGGCGCCCAGCCUGCGCUUGCGGUUUUGGCGGGCGGACACUGCCCUCGAGUGGCUGGUGCUGCCACGUGCGAGGAUGGAGGAGGAGGAGGAGACGCUGGCGCGGCUUGGAGCGCUUGUGCCGGGCCGGGAGGCGGUGCUACGCACCCUGCUGCAGCUCUUCGGACAGCCUGAACACUACUCAUACCCCUCCAUAUUUAUUUAUGGCAACACGUCGACCGGGAAGACCCAUGUCAUGCAGACGCUUUUGAGAGAACUUCAGCUGCCGCACGCGUGGGUGAGCUGCGUGGAGUGCGUGUCGCCGCGCCUGCUUUUCGAGCACGUGCUGGACCAGCUGGUGGGGCUGUGCCCCGACAGAGCCAACUCCGCCCACCAGCGCUGCGACAACCUCAGCAUCUUCACCAGGGCCUUCCGCACCGCCGCCACGGCCGCCCAGCACCGCCUGCGCGGGCGCACGGUCUACGUGGUGCUGGACAAGGCUGAGUACGUACGGGACAUGGACUACAGUCUGCUUGGUGCGUUCCUCAGGCUGCAGGAGCUGACCGAGUGCAACGUGACGGUGGUGCUGCUCAGCGAGCUCGUGUGGGAGAAUUUCCGCGGGGAUACUGGUUUCUACGAGCCCAUCACCCUGCACUUCCCCGUCUACACCAAAGGGGAGCUGCAGCAGAUCCUGUGCAGAGACCAGCCCCCGGAGGUGACCUCUGACCUGUACACCACCUACGUGAACAUCCUGCUGGGCGUGUUCCACACAGUGUGCCGCGACCUGCGCGAGCUGAAGCACCUCGCCGCCUUAAACUUCCAGAAGUUCUGCGAGCCCCUGCAGAAGGGUGAAGCCACGGCGACGGACGUGCACAAGCUGUGGCGGAACAUCGAGCCGCACCUCAAGAAAGCCAUGCAGACCGUGCACCUGCGGGAGGUCUCCAGCGCACAGUGGGAGAAGAUACAGCAGCAGCAGGAGGAUGCGACGCAGAUCAAGGGCCCGUCGGCGCACGCUCACGUGGAGCUGCCGUUCUACUCCAAGUUCCUGCUGAUCGCCGCGUACCUGGCCUCCUACAACCCGGCCCGGACAGACCGACGGUUCUUCGUGAAGUUCUCCGAGAAGAAGAAGAAGACGUUUGUGAGGCGUGAGAAGACCAGCAACCACCUCAUUGGGCCCAAGGCCUUCCCGAUGGACCGCAUGAUGGCCAUCUUCUACAGCAUCGUGGACGGACGUGUGGCGCCCACCGCCAGCAUCUUCUCCCAGAUCUCGUCGCUGGUGAGCCUGCAGCUGCUGACGCUCGUGCGUCACAGCGACCAGAUCGACAGCCCCAAGUACAAGUGCACCGCGUCGCUCGACUUCAUCCGCGCCAUUGCCAGGACGGUGAACUUCGACGUGGUGCGGUACCUCUUCGACUUCGUGUGAGGACGACGGCGGGCGGGGCGAAGGGGAGCCGCCGUCGGACACAGCACGGUGGGGGGGGCGGGGGCGGAGAAGUCAAGCUCGACCGAUCUCGCUCACUCGCUCCGGGGAGUCCGCCGACAGACCGACCACAAUGCGGCAUCUCUCCCUCGCCGCGUCCGUCCGUCCUGACGGUGUUGCAGCGCGCGGUCGCAAUGUGUGCGUGCGUGCGAAUGCAUCCGCUCUAUAAACUGUUUGGGGGGGACGAGAACCUCCGGUCGCGCUGCGUCGACGCCGCGGUGCUGGCUCGCCUCGCACGGCCGUCGUGCGGGUCGGGUGUAAAGGAGCGGGAGCUGGAGGACGAGGAGGGUGCAGACCAAACAAUAGGAGGCUCUUAUCUUGUUGCCGUGUACACCUGGGCCCUGUGCUCCAGGCUCGUCCGACGCCAGUUUGAAGUCAUACUCUUAGUUCUUUGGGUAAAGUCACGUAGGUAAAAAAUGAAAUUAAAAUU